Molecule: messenger RNA, 3257 nt
Organism: Lathyrus oleraceus (garden pea)
Lineage: Eukaryota; Viridiplantae; Streptophyta; Magnoliopsida; Fabales; Fabaceae
Product: putative pentatricopeptide repeat-containing protein At3g16890, mitochondrial
Exons: 2
Coding region: 238-2313 (691 amino acids)
Molecular function (GO): protein binding
Source: RefSeq, a predicted model, not a curated record
UUUAAGAGGCACCACAAUCGCAGUUUCCAAUAUGAAGUAUUGCAUUAGAUAAUCGCUUAAGAAACUUUGCUUCAUCGUAAUUUUUGCAAUUCUCUAAUAAGUUUAGUAGAAGAAAAGAAAAUAUAUUUUGAGUUAUCCAACGUUAAUUUCUGAAAAAGGAAAAUCUAAGGUUACAGCCGAAACCAUGAUUCGGGCUGGUCGUGUCGCGCAUCCACCCUCAAUCAUCGCAAAUCUUCCAUGGCCAUAGCUUCGUCAACACUUACCAAUCGUAACUUCAUCACUCGCUCAAAAUCUCCAAUGCCACCCAACAUCACACUCAGACCCUCUUCAUCUUCAUCUCCAUCUCCAUUCAAAAACAUCACCUUUCCCAAUCACAGCACAAAACCACCCAACCCAACACCACCCAUUGACCACUCCCACCUCUCACAACUCCUCUCCAAACCCAAUUCCGAUUGGGUCAUCUUACUCAACCACCAACUCCAUUCCAAAAAACUACUCCUCACACCCCUUUCACUCUCAACCAUCUUCCAAAACAUUCAAAACCCAUUACACUCCAUCAAAUUCUACACAUGGGUUUCCACCAUCAACCCUUCUUUGGCAAACACCUCUUCCAUUCACCGCAUUUUAGGUAACACCUUACACAGAAACGGCCCUGUGAUUCUUUCUGCUGAAUUUCUUAACGAUGUUCACAAAUCAGGUUUUAGGGUCACUGAAGAUUUGUUAUGUGUUUUGAUGGGUAGUUGGGGGAAACUUGGUUUAGCUAGAUAUUGUGUUGAUGUUUUUGGUCAAAUUUCGUUUAUGGGUAUUGCUCCAACUACUAGGUUGUAUAAUUCUCUUAUUGAUGCAUUGGUUAAAUCAAAUUCUAUUGAUUUGGCUUAUCAUAAGUUCCAACAGAUGAUUGGUGAUCAUUGUUUUCCUGAUAGGCUUACUUACAAUAUUCUUAUUCAUGGUGUUUGUAAGACCGGUGUUGUCGAUGAGGCGCUUCGUUUGAUUCGACAAAUGAAAGAUAAGGGACUUUUUCCGAAUGUUUUUACUUACACUAUAUUGAUUGAUGGGUUUUGUAAUGCUAAGAGGGUUGAUGAAGCUUUUGGGGUUUUGGAUAAGAUGAAGGAGAGUAAUGUUUGUUUAAAUGAAGCUACUGUUAGGACAUUGGUUCACGGGAUUUUCCGUUGCGUUGAUCCGAGUAAGGCGUUUGUGUUGUUGUCUGAGUUUUUAGAUAGGGAGGAACGUGGUUGUUUCGGUAAGUUAGCUUGUGAUACGGUAUUGUAUUGCCUUGCGAAUAACUCUAUGGCAAAAGAGAUGACUGUGUUUAUCAGAAAAGCAUUAGCUAGAGGUUAUGCUCCCGACAGUUCUGUUUUCAAUGUUAUAAUGGCUUGUUUGGUUAAGGGAGUUGAAUCGAGAGAAGCGUGCGAGAUAUUUGAAUUUUUCAGGAAGCAAGGUGUCAAGCCGGGUAUUGGUACUUAUCUUAUACUUGUUGAAGCUUUGUACAAGGAUGAGCGGAGAGAGGAAGGGGAUCGAAUAUCCGAUCAAAUGAUUAACGAUGGGUUGAUUUCGAAUGUUGUUUCAUAUAACAUGUUGAUUAAUUGCUUCUGCAAAGCAAACAUGAUGGACAAAGCAUCCGAGGUUUUCAGAGAGAUGAAAAAACUUAGAGGCUUCACUCCUAACCUUGUUACUUUCAAUAUCCUAAUUAAUAGCCAUUGCAAAGACGGAUCAAUAGUUAAGGCACGGGAGUUGCUAGAGAUGGUUUUAGAAAACGGACUUACACCUGAUAUCUUCACUUUUAGUUCUAUAAUUGAUGGACUCUGCCGAAGAAAGAGAACCGAGGAAGCUUUUGAAUGUUUUAACGAGAUGAUUGAAUGGGGUGUCAAACCAAAUGCUAUUAUUUACAAUAUCUUGGUUCGGUCUUUAUGUAACAUCGGCGAUGUUGCGAGAUCAACGAAACUUUUAAGAAGAAUGCAAGAGGAAGGAAUAAGCCCUGAUACAUAUUCCUAUAACUCUUUGAUUCAAAUUUUCUGUAGGAUGAAUAGGGUUGACAAAGCUAAAAAGCUUUUCGAUUCAAUGUCGAAAUCUGGCUUGAAUCCUGACAGUUACACGUAUAGUGCUUUUAUAGAGGCACUAUCUGUGUCUGGGAGAUUAGAGGAAGCCAAGAAAAUGUUUUACUCGAUGGAGCAAAAUGGUUGCUCUCCUGAUUCAUAUGUAUGUAACUUAAUUGUUAAGGCAUUGGUUCGGCAAGAUAGUGUUGAAGAGGCUCAAAAGAUCAUAGAAAGAUGCAGACAGAAAGGAAUAUCUUUGAAUUGUAUUCCUGAUUCAUAGACUGGUUUUUGGAUGGUGCUAUAUUUUUGACAGUUUUGCAGAGAAGAUAUUGAUAGAGGAUACGGGAUACAGCACAUGGAAAAGGAUUAGUCGCAUAAACUACCGUUCCACUGGGUUGUGGAUUUCAAUUAUAAUGCAAGAGGUUGGUUUCUAUUCUUCCAUUCAGGUGAUUUCAGCACUAUUCAUUUAUCUCUAAUAUUGUAGACUCUGCAUUAUAGUUGUAGUUGUACUUCUGCAACACUUGUGUAUUAUGUUGAUAAAGAGCGGAUGUUGCAGUGAUCAUUUUCUCUCAUAUAUUGUGUGAAUUCCAAAUUCACAAGCUGGAUGCGAAAUUCCAAUGGAAUUUGUUACGAGUCUAAUUCAAGAAGAGACCACAAGCCCUAUUGAAGAAGAGGUACUGGCCCUAGGCAAUCCAAGAAGCCCAAUUGAUUGGAGAAGUCUGAGUGCACUUAAAGAUUCUAGAAGAAUAGUUAGCAGCGUUUUUUUAAAGAUUUUUUAAUGCACCCCAUAUGCUUCUUAUGUAUCACACGAAAUUCUAAAAAUAUCUUCAGUUUUCGAAGAUGCAUCUCCGAACACACCAAAAGAUCAAGUAACGUUAAAAUAUUCUGAGAUGCAUCUCUGGAAUAUUUUGGAGGUUAAGUCACGUCAGACUCUUCUCCUUCCUCAUUUCACAUUUUACUCAACUCAACUUCAACCUCUCUCAAAUUUCUUCUUUACACCAAAUCAAAUUUCAUUCAACAAGGCUCAAGGGAACAUCAAACUUCAUCAAAAACAACAAUUUCUUUUAUGUUUUUUGAGUUUUUGAUAAAUGUUCGAGUUUUGGUGUAAAUGAAUAGAAAUCAAUGAUUAGGGUUAAAAAUGAGUAGAAAUCACAUUUAAUAUAGUUUAGUCAUAUGUAUUAGUUGUUUGUUGGCUGAAAUUGAUGAUCAAAACAAUUUUUUUGA